AUGACGCCGCCUGAAGUAUUGCUCGGAGUAUUAACAUGCAUUCGGCUCUUCGUGUGCGUUGCCGCUGGUGAUGGAGCUGAGGGGUUCGAGAUGUGGUUUACGACUAACAAAGAGGAAAUGGAAAAUAAACCAAUUUAUUUUGACAACGCACUUCCUAAAUGGAUCAGGGGGACUAUAAUCAGAAAUGGCCCUGGGCAGUAUGAGAUGGGAAACCGAAAGUUCGUAAAUGCACUAGAUGGGUAUGGUAAACUUUCUAGCUGGACUUUUAUUGGAAAUGGUUCUGCGUAUUUCUCCACCAAAUUCAUUAAAUCAAAGACCUACACAAAGUCAGCUACAGAAGAUGAUAUUGCACCAUUUCUAACAUUUGACGUCGUAGAUCCGCCAUUUAACGAAGUUCAAAAGACGGAAUCAGUACUGAAUCAGCUUGACAAUAUGAACGUUAAUGUCUAUAAGCUCCUUGAUGAGGGUAAACCCGUGUUCACAGCAUUGUCAGAUACAUGGAAAUUCUACGAAUUUGACCAGUCGCUUACUACAUUAAGGGCUGUAAAAGCGCCAUUUCCUGAAAAGGAACCCGGCGGAAAUGUUGGAUUCAUAAAUACAAUGUCAUGUGCACAUCCAGUCCUCGAGUACGGUACAUCAGAUACGUAUUUCAAUUUCUAUAGUAGUUUAAGUUUGAUUCCUGGUGUGAAGCACAGAUUAACUCUUGUUCGGAUAAAAUCCGUCAAUGACCGCCAAAUUGUUGCACAAUGGGAAACUGAAAAAGUCGCAUAUAUGCAUUCGUUCUCAGUCACACCAAAUUACGUCAUAUUUUUUGUCUCUCCCUAUUACGUUAACAUGGAGGAUCUACUUAUUCAUGGAUCAGUAGUUGAUGGAAUGGAUUGGCUUUCCAACGAUAAUACAACUGUUAAUAUCGUUAACACAAAAACUGGUCAAAUCCACAACAUAGAUAUCGCAAACGUGAUGGCGUUACAUCAUAUCAACGCGUUUGAAUUCCCAGACGGAAGGAUUGCUGUUGAUGUAGCAGGUCACUCAAACCCCUUCUUUUCAAACGCUUUUAAGAUGUCGACCAUUCACAAUGCCACAGCGCGCGCAAGCAUUGAAUACACUACUUUGGUCAGAAGGUAUAUUUUUGAUUUAACGAGAAACAGUUACAGUGAACAUAAAUUCCAGGAUUAUGAUAGAUACCAUUGUGCAUCGAAAUUAGAAGUACCUACAAUUAACGAGAAUUAUCGUUCAAAAUCCUAUUGUUUUGUGUAUGGGACUGUGUUCAACUAUGAUGGAAAAGACUUUGGUCAUAUACCUCUAGUGAAAAAAGACCUUUGUGGCAAAAAGAGAGAUAAGGCAUUAUACAUACCUAACCAUUACCCUAGCGAGGCCUGGUUCAUAUCUUCGCCACCAGAGGUCACUACGUCGGAAGACGACGGUUAUCUAGUAUCUGUAUUCCUUGAAGGAACAACGAAGAAAAGUUAUAUUGCACUGAUUGACCCUAAAAACAUGACGAUUACACAUAAGGCGAUGCUUCCAACCGUUGUUCCAUUUAAUUUCCAUGGUCGUUUCUUUCAGGACAUUGUUUGA
Messenger RNA from Ylistrum balloti, 1575 nucleotides. Its product is annotated as retinoid isomerohydrolase-like. The record is from RefSeq and is a predicted model, not a curated record. The transcript has 2 exons. Bases 1 to 1575 code for a protein of 524 amino acids. Lineage: Eukaryota; Metazoa; Mollusca; Bivalvia; Pectinida; Pectinidae. Gene Ontology annotation, biological process: retinal metabolic process; carotene catabolic process. Gene Ontology annotation, molecular function: carotenoid dioxygenase activity; beta-carotene 15,15'-dioxygenase activity.